Messenger RNA from Lactuca saligna, 1170 nucleotides. The record is from the annotation of a GenBank genome assembly. NCBI's taxonomy places the organism in Eukaryota, Viridiplantae, Streptophyta, Magnoliopsida, Asterales, Asteraceae.
AUGGCUGGUCCAUCUAAUGCAAAAGGAUCAACUUACAUUCAAGUAGAUGUUCAUUACGAUGGAAUGUUUUCCCCCAUUCCUCAUCUUAUAUACUACCUGAAUCAAAAAACGUCAAUUACAGAUGUCGAUUUUGGUGGAUUAAAUUUCAAGGAGUUCAUUCAUGUUCUUGAGGAUGUCACAAAGGGGAAGUGUCCUGUUGUCUACUACUGUCUUGGGCAUAAGUCAAUGCGUGAUGGGUUGACACCACUGAAAAACGAUGAUGACUACAGGAGGUUUCUUGAUGUUGCACAUGGUAACGAGGGAAAGAUUAAUGUAUAUAUUGAUCACUACAACGAUUCGGUGCUUGACUGGAUAGAGGAAGAAAAGGAAGAAAAAAAUGUUGAUAGUGAAAGCUCUGAUGAAGAUAAAGACUCGGUCAUGUCUGAUGCUCUAUCUGUUGAUCAUGAACCCGAUGAAGAGAUAAUGGAACCAAAGAAGCCCCAAUUUACCCUUUUCAUGACUCAACUCAGAAAUGGGAUACAAUGCAACCCAUCCUUGGACAUUAACAUGGGAAAUGGGGCAGGAUUAACCUUACUUUCUGACCAACACAAGGGUCUUAUUGAGGCUGUUAAAGAAAGAGUACCAGAUGCUGAGCAUAGGCAAUGUGCUAGGCACAAAGAAAAUAGUGGACAAGAGGAAACAUCUAAGGUAUUGGUAUGGCCAAGUACUAAAGCCAAAAAGAAGAAGGGUAAACAUGUUCCUGAUGUUGAGGAUGAGUCUGAAUUUGAGAUUGAAGAGAUGGAUGAAGUUGAAAAUGAGUAUGAAUCUAAGUCUGAAUCUGAGAUUGAAGAGCUGGCUGAAGAUGGUGAUGAACCUGAUCAGGGACAAGUUGAUGAACAAGUUGAAGCUGCUGUUGAAGCUGUUGAAGCUGUUGUUGAACCUGAUGAACAAGUUGAAGCUGUUGUUGAACCUGAUCAGGAACAAGUUCAUGAACCUGAUCAGGACCAAGUUCAUGGACCUGUUGUUGAGGAACCUGCUGCACAACCCGUUGUUGAAGUUGAACAAAGAGCACAACCAUUGAAGAGGAAAAGGAAAUACUCAGAGAGGAUCACUAAAGUGGCAUUAAGGAGGGUGGUCAACACCAAGGAUGGAUGUGGUUUAAGUGUGAAUAAACCUGUUACACUGGAAUGA